GAAACCUACUCCGUGCUAGACUGCCACUCGAUAGUGUUUAUCGCUAGAAUGUCAUCCUGCUAGUGUCUUUUGAUUCACGAUUUACUUCAUAACUAUGGCUGCCCAAUCUGGGGAAAACUACUGUUCUGAUGACGGAGUCACAGAUUCACCGAAAAAAGGACCUACGUUGUCGACGAGCACGAGCAGUUUCGAAGCUUUGGACCCUCAUGACCCGAAUUUGAGCAAACUUGCCACAUCUAUGUUCCAGAAGACUUCAGACUAUCUAACAGGGGAGCUCACAUUAACUCAGGAAGAUUACAGAUUACUAGAAGCUAUGAACAAUGCUACAGCGGUUAAAUAUACUAAUAUGAAACACACUGUUGAGAUGUUAUCAAAAAAUAUGAUAGAAUUGAAUGAAAAAUACGAAUCAUUAAGGCCAUUGCUCAAUCAUAUCGACCAAAUCGAAGACACCGUCUUGAAGUUGGAACAGGCCGCCUACAAACUCGAAAAUUACUCUAAAAGACUGGAAGCAAAGUUUAAAGAAAUUCAAAAGAAAUCAACUAUCUUUUAAUUGUGUCUUUAGAACACAUUCUUGUGUUUUUAUUAUUGAACAAUGUUACAUAGCAAUUUAUUUUAAAAUGGUGGUUUAACAUGUGUUCAUACUAAGUUCUUAACCGUAUAAUUGAGAUAUUUAAUUAUUAUUUAAUAUUAUUUUUAUACCCACAUAUGUAUAUUAUUUAUAAAAUUUAUCAGUUUUAUGUUGUUAUUAUAAUAACAAUAUUACUAUACUCUGAAUACAUGUUAAAUCUUAUUUUUACCUGUAUCAACAGUUAGAAUGUAACUUUCAAUUUGAUUGAUAUUUACUUUAUAUUAACGAUAUAAAAAAAUGGCUGAUGAUUUGAAUAUUAAUUGUUGUUUGUGUACUGUAAAAA
This is a messenger RNA of Cimex lectularius (bed bug), 911 nucleotides long. It is a transcript of the gene Blos2, whose product is annotated as biogenesis of lysosome-related organelles complex 1 subunit 2. The record is from RefSeq and is a predicted model, not a curated record. The coding region runs from base 95 to 550 and encodes 151 amino acids. Gene Ontology annotation, molecular function: gamma-tubulin binding. Gene Ontology annotation, cellular component: BORC complex; BLOC-1 complex; gamma-tubulin complex. Gene Ontology annotation, biological process: lysosome localization; endosomal transport. The transcript is spliced from 4 exons. NCBI's taxonomy places the organism in Eukaryota, Metazoa, Arthropoda, Insecta, Hemiptera, Cimicidae.